Stegodyphus dumicola is the source of this 372-nucleotide messenger RNA. Its product is annotated as protein GVQW3-like. Lineage: Eukaryota; Metazoa; Arthropoda; Arachnida; Araneae; Eresidae. The record is from RefSeq and is a predicted model, not a curated record.
AUGAAGGUAUCCAAAGCAGAGCAGCAUGGCAUUGUGCAUUUUUUGACCGCAGAAGAUGUAGAAGGGUGUGAAAUUCAUAGACAAAUGAAAAGGAUCUAUGGGAAGUACUGUAUGUCAUGGGCAAGAGUUCAGGAGUGGCACAAGCACUUUCGGGAAGGACACUUAUUGAUUGGUGAUGACCCGCGGAGUGGAGCACUGAAGUGUGUCACAGAAGAGCAUGUUGCAAAAGUGGAUGAGCUCAUAAAGAAAAACCAUCAUGUAAGAGUAGGCAAUAUUUCUGUAUCAGUAGGGCUUAGUCAUGGUAUGGCUCACAACAGCUUGAAGUUCCGUAAAGUACCGCAAUGGGUCCCGCAUCGUUUGACACCGGAAUAA